GAAUGUUAAAAUAUAUCACAAACACAUUUUCAUUGUCUUCUUCGUCGCACAGACCAGCUUCACUCGGGAGAACAGAUUCAGAACUAGAAUGUACGUCAGGGCGGUGCCGCCGGCGGAUCUGAACAAGAACACGGAGUGGUUCACGUAUCCUGGUGUUUGGACCACCUAUAUCUCGAUCCUCUUCUUUUCGUGGCUCAUCGUGUUGUCCAUCUUCGGUUGCUCUCCCGGCUCCGCCUGGACCAUCGUUCACCUCGUCCAUUUCUUCGUCACCUAUCAUUUCUUUCAUUGGAAAAAGGGAACACCAUUUGCUGAUGACCAAGGCAUAUACAAUGGUUUAACAUGGUGGGAGCAGAUAGACAAUGGGAAGCAGCUUACUCGCAACAGGAAGUUUUUGACUGUUGUGCCUGUAGUGUUGUAUCUCAUAGCCUCGCACACAACAGAUUAUCAACAUCCGAUGCUGUUCUUUAACACAUUGGCAGUUUUUGUACUGGUAGUCGCUAAGUUCCCAAACAUGCACAAGGUUCGUAUAUUUGGAAUUAACGCUGAUCGUUGAACUCCAAAUAAAUUCACUUUUUUUUUUUUUUAAUUAUUAAUUUGGUUACUGGGUUUCACCAUUUUUUCAUUCCUAUCCAAAUGUUGUACCCCUGUACAGAUGAUGAAACUGGGAAAGGGUGUGUUACUUUUCUUCCAAUGAAGUGAAUUUGUAUUCCUUCCUUUACAUACUCGGGGAAAACAUGUUUUCAUUGUACUUUGCCUUUCUAUGUAAUACAAGCAACGUGCAAGUGCAGGUUUUUAACCGAUGGGUUUGACCCUAGCUUUUGUACUUAAAAUGAAAUUGACCACAAGGAGCAGAUAUUUCUUGAGAGAAAUUAUUCCAGAAGUAGAAUAGAGGAAGAAUAGUAUCAUAGCAGAAGCUCAAGUCUGCAUUGAUGGCCCUAAUUUUCCCCUUUUGCUUUUGCCUUCAUAGUUAGGUGGUGUUUUCAUUCCUCAG
Molecule: messenger RNA, 991 nt
Organism: Rubroshorea leprosula
Lineage: Eukaryota; Viridiplantae; Streptophyta; Magnoliopsida; Malvales; Dipterocarpaceae
Source: the annotation of a GenBank genome assembly